This is a messenger RNA of Schistosoma turkestanicum, 960 nucleotides long. The record is from the annotation of a GenBank genome assembly. Lineage: Eukaryota; Metazoa; Platyhelminthes; Trematoda; Strigeidida; Schistosomatidae.
GUUUAUACAUUGAAUCCAACAUUUCGUGCGGAAAAUUCAAAUACACGACAUCAUCUUGCAGAAUUUUAUAUGCUUGAAGCAGAAUCAAUUUAUUUAAAUAAUAUUAAUUCAUUAUGCGAGGAAAUUGAAUUACUCAUUAAAAAAAUAUGCAAUGAAUGUUUGCUAAUUUAUCCUAAACCAGAAUGUCAUCAAUUGAAUGCUUUACAAAAUGAUUUCUUAUUGAUUCGAACAUUUCUUGGAAAUCAAUCUGAACCGAACAGUCAUGAUAAACAUUCACCGAUUGAUUCUGCUCUCCGAAUGCGUGAUAUGUUGGAAUCAAUGUUAAGACAACCUUUUGUUCAUAUUUCAUAUUCUGAAGCUAUUGAAUAUUUGAAAAAAAAAGUGACUACAACUAAUCUAACUACUGCUAAUAAAACACCUCAAGAUUUAAGUAAAACUGAUGAACAUCGUAUUCUGCAUUGGGUUGGUGGAGGUAAUCGUCCAGUCUUUAUUACUCAUUUUCCCAUGGAAUUGAAACCAUUCUAUUGUCAAUCAAUUGAUGGUAUUACAGCUGAAUGUACUGAUUUAUUAUUUCCAGGAAUUGGUGAACUAGUCGGUGCUAGUGUACGGGAAAAUUCCGCAUCUGUUUUACAAACCCGUUUAAACUUGAAUAAUCAUUCUACACAUCAAUCACAAUGGUAUAUCAAUUUACGUAGUACUGGCCAUGUUCCUCAUGGCGGUUUUGGUCUUGGUUUCGAACGUCUUUUACAAUUUAUUCUAGGGAUAGCUAAUAUUCGAAAUACAAUAGCAUUCCCAAGAAAUGCUAAUAAAAUAGUUUUUUAGGAAAAAAUCCUUUUACUUUACAAGCUACCAAUCAAUGACAUUGAUUGAAUGUGAACUAACUAUUACAUACAUACGUAUGAUUUUAUUAUCUUGUUAUUGAUUUCUACUCCUAAACUUGCUGAAAAUGACAAGUUGUGA